Frieseomelitta varia is the source of this 1367-nucleotide messenger RNA. Its product is annotated as N-alpha-acetyltransferase 16, NatA auxiliary subunit-like. Gene Ontology annotation, molecular function: protein-N-terminal amino-acid acetyltransferase activity. Bases 16 to 909 code for a protein of 297 amino acids. NCBI's taxonomy places the organism in Eukaryota, Metazoa, Arthropoda, Insecta, Hymenoptera, Apidae. The record is from RefSeq and is a predicted model, not a curated record. Gene Ontology annotation, cellular component: NatA complex; cytoplasm. Gene Ontology annotation, biological process: N-terminal peptidyl-methionine acetylation. The transcript has 4 exons.
UUGUACAUUGUCUCCAUGAAUUUAUCCUCUCCAAGAGAUGGUUCUUGGUCUCACGAUUUAUCAAAAUUCGAAUGUGCGCUGCACGAUUACAAUCUAGCGCCGUCAGAGUUGAAAAAGUUGAGAAACAAACAGAGGAAACAACGUAGAAAGGCGGAGCUGGAGCGGCAGCAGGCUGCCCAAGCGCAAGAGAAGAAAGAGCAGCACAACAAGUCACGGCAACAAACCGAUCCCGAUUUAGAACAGCCUACGCUAGACGAACUUAUACCGGAGAAACUGGAAAGGGUCGAGGAUCCUCUCGAGCAGGCAAUCAAAUUUUUACAACCUUUGCAAGACCUGGCAUCAGAUAGAAUAGAAACGCAUCUUAUGGCAUUUGAAAUAUACAUUCGCAAAGGUCGUACGUUGCUGAUGUUAAGGUCGAUAAAACGUGCACACGGUCUAAAUCCCAACAAUCCGGACCUCCAUACGUGUCUAGUACGUUUCAUGUUGUACAUUAACCGUUCACCGUUGGAAGGACCAGUGGGUGAGGUAGUGAAACGUCAAACCGCAGGGAUCUACUCGACAUCAACGGCCACUCAGCUAAACGCGGAAUUCCUAAAGAAGAAUCGAAACUCACUGCCGCAUCUGCUCCAGGGCGCGAAGAUACUAUACGUCCUGGACCCGUCCGCUCAAACGAAAGCUCUCUCCCUCGUCACAAACAUUGAUGAUCUCGAAGGUGUAACACUGCAAAAUUGUACAAAGGUACUGGAGUCGUUGCGUAACGGUGACUUUGGCCACUGUGACUCGACGAUCGCCGACUAUAUGACUAAAUGUCACAAAUACUUUCCAUACGCGACCGCUUUUCGACCGUCGGAAACGAAGGUGACGGUAACGAUCAAACAUCAAGAGAAAGAGAAUUCCAUCAAGAACUGAUCCAGGUACGCGCUAUCCAGCGUUACUGAAUCAUUAUGUAGUUAGACAACGAGGUGGUAAAGUACAGUGUGUAAAAUAUAUGAAAACGUGCGUAAACUAACACAUUGGUACAAAAAUACAAGACUUGAAAUGCAAGAUUCAUAUGCGCGCUCUAUGAAUAUUUCUACUUGAUGUUAAGGUGUACUAUUUUCAGUGAUGUCUACAUAAAUACUCUACUGUGUAGAGUUAGCAAUUGUUGUAUUUCUAGAAGAAGAACGUUGGAUUGUUCACUCGACAAGUUUUUUGCGAAAACUUAGCGUUUUCCUUCAAGAAGUACGAUUUUAUUUCUGUAUUUAAAGCCAGGGUAAUGAUCUACGUCUGGAUUGGAGCCCUGAUAUUCCAUCGAGAGAGAGCAGCCAAUAUGAAAAUAGUAUCCGUUUGCGAAAGUCUCUGUGAAAGUUAUUGUAAGAACAAUAAAA